This is a messenger RNA of Rana temporaria (common frog), 1576 nucleotides long. RefSeq names its product mitochondrial chaperone BCS1 (gene BCS1L). The record is from RefSeq and is a predicted model, not a curated record. Gene Ontology annotation, biological process: protein insertion into mitochondrial inner membrane from matrix; mitochondrial respiratory chain complex III assembly. The coding region runs from base 108 to 1367 and encodes 419 amino acids. Gene Ontology annotation, molecular function: ATP binding; ATP hydrolysis activity. Gene Ontology annotation, cellular component: mitochondrial inner membrane. The transcript is spliced from 8 exons. Lineage: Eukaryota; Metazoa; Chordata; Amphibia; Anura; Ranidae.
GAGCCGGAAGAGGAAGUCAGCAGCUGCAGGCUAAUAAAGGCAGGAGGAGAAGGUGAGCCGCGAUGCAGCGGUAAGAGUCAUCAAGUUUCCGGUCGCCCUUCGCGGAAAUGCCGUUUGCAGACUUCUUCGCGGCCCUGAAAGACAAUCCCUACUUUGGGGCGGGGUUUGGCCUGGUUGGUGUUGGCACAGCAUUGGCUUUGGCCCGCAAAAGUGCCCAGCUUGGCAUGGUCGCCUUCAGGAGGCAUUACAUGAUAACGCUUGAGGUGCCCAGCAAGGACAAGAGCUACCAGUGGCUGCUGAGCUGGAUCUCCCACCAUGCCAAGCAUACGCAGCACUUGAGCGUUGAGACUUCGUAUCUACAGCAUGAAAGCGGGAGAGUCAGCACCAAGUUUGACUUCGUCCCGAGUCCUGGGAACCACUUCAUUUGGUACAAAAAGAAAUGGAUUCGCAUUGAGAGGAACCGAGAGAAGCAGAUGAUUGACCUGCACACUGGCACACCUUGGGAGUCCGUCACCUUCACCUCCAUAGGGACCAAUCGGGAUAUCUUCUUUAACAUUCUGCAGGAAGCCAGAGCACUGGCGCUGCAACAGCAAGAAGGCAAGACUGUGAUGUACACGGCGAUGGGCGCGGAGUGGCGGCCCUUUGGGUUUCCGCGGCGAAGAAGGCCGAUAAGCUCCGUAGUCCUGGAAGAGGGAGUGUCUGAUAGGAUUGUCCAGGAUGUGAAAGGAUUCAUCAACAACCCCAAGUGGUACAUAGACAGAGGAGUACCCUACAGAAGGGGCUACCUUCUCUACGGACCUCCCGGGUGUGGGAAAAGCAGCUUUAUCACGGCGUUGGCGGGAGAGUUGGAGUACAGCAUCUGUCUGAUGAGCCUUAGUGACAACAGCCUCUCUGAUGAUCGCCUCAACCACCUGCUGAGUGUGGCCCCGCAGCAGAGCAUUAUUCUGCUGGAGGAUGUGGACGCUGCGUUCGUAAGCCGCGAUCUGACCAAACAGAAUCCAACUGCGUAUCAGGGCAUGGGACGCCUGACCUUCAGCGGUCUGUUGAAUGCCCUGGAUGGGGUGGCCUCUACAGAAGCUCGAAUUGUUUUCAUGACCACAAAUCACAUCGACAGGUUGGACCCAGCGCUGAUUCGGCCAGGUCGGGUGGAUGUAAAGCAGUACGUAGGACAUUGCACGCGGUGGCAGCUGGCACAGAUGUUCACGCGCUUCUACCCAGAUCAGACCCAACACACGGCAGAGGAGUUUGCCGACUCGGCUCUGUCGGCCUCAGACAAGAUCAGCGCCGCCCAGGUCCAGGGACACUUUAUGCUGCACAAGAACGAUCCAAAGAUUGCUAUAGAGAACACCGGCUCCCUGGCUACAUGAUGGGUCAUUUUAUUUUAAGGAGAUCGUUAUUGUUCCAGAUCAUUUAGUUAUCACCCAGUCUGUUUUCCGUAACAGUUAUGGGAGGGAUUUAACAAGCGGAGAGACCAGAGCCCUCUUUUAUAGGGGUGUCCGCUGCUUUGCAGGUUUCAGCCUUCACUUAAAGCGGAGGUUCACCCAAAUAACAUUUAUAUCAGACCAACUUCCUUAUA